AACUCUCUCACGAACUCACCUGCUCCUCUCCCCACGAUCUCCUCGCCGCCGCCACCACCCACGCCGGCCGCGCGCAACACUCCCCCAAGCUCCCACCUUCCUCCGCUCUGAUCCCCAUGGAAGCCACCGCCGCCGCCUCCAUCAUGCGGACCCUCGCCUCCUCGCCGCUCCCCCGCGGCUCUCGCUGUAGCCGCGUGCACGUGGCCGUGGCGCCGGAGUGGCGGAGGAGGAGUAGGGAGGUGCUCGCCGCGGCGGCCUCGACGGGCAACUACGUGGUGCCACCUUCCUCCAAGAUCGGCCGCCUCGUGCUGCGGCUGCUGGCAGUGGCGCAGCGAGUCUCCCACCUCACCACCACCGCUGCUUGCUGUUCGUCCCUCCUUCCGUCCAUGGCGGCGGUGACCUCCGGCGUCAGCAGGCUCAGCGCGGCGGCGGGCAACAACGACGGCGACGUCGGCCUCCAAGACCCCAUCCCGGCCUCUGUUGGAAUAUGUAGGUACCAUGCCAACCGGAUGCUCAGCUUCUACGCCCCCGGUGAGCCUCCCACAUUUGCUGAAUUCUAAAACUGCUCAAAUAUGGUUUGUGAUCCGAAUGGGCCGAUUGAUUUGAUGUUAACUUGUUUGCUUCACUCUGUUUAUUUAUGGCUACUACUUGUUCUGAGUCGGGCAUCUACACUUGGUGUGACUGAUGUGUACAUGAUCCCAAGUGUGCUGUAGUUUAGCAUGGAUUGGUGAUCUCGUAUUGGCGAGUUCAAGGGCACAUAGGCAGUGUGCUUGUAUAUCUAAUCUAAGCAGUUGAUUUCACCUGUAGUGCUUCUAGUUGAAAUGUGAUGAUCCACGUGCUAACUGUUUGCUCUUUAUGGUAUUCUUGGAUUUUGCCCUGUUUCCGGUUAAGAUAAUAUGUUAAAUGCAGAAUUAUCGAUCCUCCUUAGUGGAUGCCCAUGGUUUGAUCAUGUGUCGGUU
Triticum dicoccoides is the source of this 959-nucleotide messenger RNA. RefSeq lists its product as uncharacterized. Lineage: Eukaryota; Viridiplantae; Streptophyta; Magnoliopsida; Poales; Poaceae. Bases 117 to 560 code for a protein of 147 amino acids. The transcript is spliced from 2 exons. The record is from RefSeq and is a predicted model, not a curated record.